GGCAUUUCUCUUUUCAGCAUCAAAGUAAGAGGACAUAAUAUAUUUUGGGGUGGUAAAAAUGUCGUGCCCUCGUGGCAGAAAGAUAUGGAUCCAGUAAAACUGAAACAAGCCAUGCAGAAACACGUAACAGAGCUGACUCAUACCUUUAAAGGAAGAUUUCAACAUUAUGACGUCGAAAACGAAAACUUACAUCUGCAUUUUUACGAAGAAAAAUUAAAAGAUCCUAAUAUUACUCAAUGGAUGUUCCGAGAAACUCAUAAACAUGAUCCAAAUGCCAAAUGUUUCUUGAACGAAUACGACAUUGUGGCUGGAUACAUGACCACUGCUGCAUACGAGGAUCAGGCUAUCCAGUUUAAACAACAAGGUGUACCAGUCGAGGGUAUGGGUAUCCAGAGUCAUCUGAGAGGACAUAUAGACGUUGCUGUUAUCAAGCGUCGACUGGAUGAAGCAGCUCUUGCACAUUUACCAAUUUGGAUAACAGAGCUGGACAUCGUAGAAACAGAUGAACACAAGAAGGCCAAGAAAUACGAGGACUUAAUGAGGUUGUAUUUCAGUCAUCCGUCCGUCCAUGGUGUCAUGUUUUGGGGAUUUUGGGACGGGCAUCAUUGGCGGAAAGACGCCGCCAUUGCUAAUGGUCCCAAUGUAACGCCCAAUGCAGCCGGACGAAAGGUGCAAGAACUGUUGAAGAAAACGUGGAGGACGAAUGAAACCCAUGAUUUUAGCGGCCUAGAUAUAAAAACACGUGCAUUCAAAGGGUCAUACAAAUUAUUGGUACAUCGUAAUGGUAAAAUUAUACAUUCUCAAAAUGUUCAACUAAGCAAGGACAGUACCGUCACUUUGGAUCUGAAUCAUUUAGGUAAAUUUCUUUCCAUUUUGUUAUAUUGGGUUACGUUCAGGUAUAAGGACCACCGACAGUAA
Lottia gigantea (owl limpet) is the source of this 918-nucleotide messenger RNA. RefSeq lists its product as hypothetical. The record is from RefSeq and is a predicted model, not a curated record. Gene Ontology annotation, molecular function: hydrolase activity, hydrolyzing O-glycosyl compounds. Lineage: Eukaryota; Metazoa; Mollusca; Gastropoda; Lottiidae. The annotation marks the transcript as partial. The transcript is spliced from 5 exons. Gene Ontology annotation, biological process: carbohydrate metabolic process.